Messenger RNA from Tachyglossus aculeatus (Australian echidna), 967 nucleotides. It is a transcript of the gene SELENOM, whose product is annotated as selenoprotein M. Gene Ontology annotation, cellular component: endoplasmic reticulum lumen. Gene Ontology annotation, molecular function: oxidoreductase activity. The transcript is spliced from 5 exons. The record is from RefSeq and is a predicted model, not a curated record. NCBI's taxonomy places the organism in Eukaryota, Metazoa, Chordata, Mammalia, Monotremata, Tachyglossidae.
CUCCUCCUCGGCCCCAGUCGGGGCCUGCUUCAUCUCUCUCCAUCCCCAUCUGGUCUGGUGGUCGUCAGGCCGCGACCCCCGACCCCAUGUGCCGCCUCUCCCUGCUCCUGCUCCUUCUCCCGGGUCUGCUGGCCUCCUUCCAGCCCGACUGGAGCCGGCUGCAGGGCCUGGCCCGGGGCAAAGUGGAGACCUGCGGAGGAUGACAGCUGAAUAGGCUGAAGGAAGUCAAAGCCUUCGUCACCGAGGACAUCCCACUCUACCACAACCUGGUGAUGAAGCAUCUUCCUGGCGCCGAUCCUGAGCUUGUGCUCCUCAACUUCCGCUACGAGGAGCUGGAGCGAAUCCCCCUCAGCCACAUGACCCGUGCCGAGAUCAACCAGCUGGUGCAGGACCUGGGCUUCUACCGCAAAGCAGACCGGGAUGCGCCUGUACCUCCAGAAUUCCAGCAGGCCCCAGCAAAAACCUCAGACAUGCAGGAAAAGGCCCAGCCCCAAGAAACACCCAAAUCAGGGGAGCAGAACCACCCCGACCUCUAGGUCCCAACAUGUGGUUUCAUUGCUGGAUGCCCCAGGGGGCAGGGGACGACAAGGCUACAGGUACAGGGUGAGGGUGACCUAGGAAUGGAUGGUACGUUUGGGCCCGGCCUGAGGGUUGGCAGGCAACUUUGUUAAACCUACAGGGUGGGGUCCAUUUAUUUUGGUGACUAAGGUGCCAGGGACUUCUGGCAAUGUCCUGAGACUGGAAGAAAUCGGUUAAUUUACCCCACUCUGUCCUGUAGAAACCGUUACACUGCUUGAGUUGCUGAGGCCCCCCCUGCUCACGGCACCCCCUUUUGCCAGGGACAGAAUGAAGUCUUCAGCGUAAAGGGCUCCUUGCUGAAGGCAGAUGCUCAAGUCCCAGAGCAAGCAGGGGACCGUGGGGGUGGCCUUUUCACACACCUGGUGCAGUAAAGUGUCCUUUCCUAGCA